This is a messenger RNA of Heterocephalus glaber (naked mole-rat), 3338 nucleotides long. RefSeq names its product transmembrane protein 201 (gene Tmem201). NCBI's taxonomy places the organism in Eukaryota, Metazoa, Chordata, Mammalia, Rodentia, Bathyergidae. The record is from RefSeq and is a predicted model, not a curated record. Gene Ontology annotation, biological process: nuclear migration along microtubule. Gene Ontology annotation, molecular function: actin filament binding; lamin binding. Gene Ontology annotation, cellular component: nuclear inner membrane.
CGCGCCGGCUACAAAGCGGCGAAGGUCACGGCGCGAGCAGGCGCGUCGCCGGCCGCGUCCCCCGCCCUCUUUCGCUCCUGCGACCCCAGGCCGCCGGAGACAUGGAGGGACUGAGCGCGCUGCUAGCCCGCUGCCCCACGGCCGGCCUGGCCGGUGGCCUGGGGGUCACAGCGUGCGCCGCUGCCGGCGUGCUACUCUACCGGAUCGCGCGGAGGGCAAAGCCGACGCACAUGGUGGUCAACUGCUGGUUCUGCAACCACGACACGCACGUGCCCUACGGAAACCGCAACUGCUGGGACUGUCCCCACUGCGAGCAGUACAACGGCUUCCAGGAGAACGGCGACUACAACAAGCCCAUCCCUGCCCAGUACCUCGAGCACCUGAACCACGUGGUGAGCAGCAUGCCCAGCCCCCAUGACCCUGCGCAGCCACAGCAGUGGGUGAGCAGCCAGGUGCUUCUGUGCCGCAAGUGCAACCACCACCAGACCACCAAGAUCAAGCAGCUGGCCGCCUUCACGCCCAGGGAAGAGGGCAAGUAUGACGAGGAGAUCGAGGUGUACCGCCACCACCUGGAGCAGAUGUACAAGUUGUGUCGGCCGUGCCAGGUGGCCGUGGAGUACUACAUCAAGCACCAGAACCGCCAGCUGCGCGCCCUGCUGCUCAGCCACCAGUUCCGGCGCCGGGAGGCAGACCAGGCCCAGAGCUUCAGCUCCUCUGUGGUGAAGGCCCCGGUCCAGGUCAUCCUGCUCCGCGCCCUGGCCUUCCUGGCCUGCACCUUCCUGUUGACAACAGCGCUAUACGGGCCCAGCAACCCCUUCACCCUGGGUGUCGCACUGCCCCCAGCCCUGCCACCUGGCACCAACAGCUCGGCCGCACCAGACAACAGCACUGCCCCAGGGACCAAGGGCUGGCAACAGCUGCUGGACCUGUUGCCCGAGCACACGGCAGAGACACUGCUGGAGGCCUGGGCCUUCGGGCAGAGCCACCAGAUGGGCAUCGUGGCCAUGGGCCUGCUCACCUGCCUGCUGGCCAUGCUGCUGGCCGGCCGCAUCAGACUCCGCAGGAUCGACGCCUUCUCCGCCUGCCUGUGGGCCCUGCUGCUGGGGCUGCACCUGGCCGAGCAGUACCUGCAGGUGGCCUCGCCUGGCUGGCUGGACACGCUCAAGCUCAGCGCGAUGUCCCUGUGCUGCCUAGUGGGCUUCACAGCAACCGUGGCCACAAGGAAGGUGACGGGCCCUAGGAGGUUCCGGCCCCGAAGGUGCUUUCCCGGAGAUGCCGUGGGCUUCCUCCCCGCCAGCCCCAGCCUUACAGUGCCCAGCCCCAGUGUCACGGGCUCCUCGCCGGCCCUGUUCGUGCCCACCCCACCCGGCUUCCUGCCGCUCACCAACCAGCAGCUGUUCCGGCCGCCCCGACGGGCCUCGCCCUCCUCACUGCCAGGCCGCCUCAGCCGGGCCCUCUCGCUGGGCACCAUCCCCUCUCUGACUCGAGCAGAUUCGGGGUACCUGUUCAGCGGGAGCCGCCCACCAUCCCGGGCAUCUCGCCCCCAGGAGGUUCCCCUUUCGGAUUACUUCUCUUUGCUGUCGGGCCGCCACCUGUCCUCCCCUCUCCCAUCUCCAGCGCCCUCCGUGGCCAGCUCAGUGGCCUCCAGCUACGGCUCUCUGCGCCACCGCAGGCCCCUCAUCAGCCCCGCCCGGCUCAACCUGAAGGGCCAGAAGCUGCUGCUGUUCCCAGCCACCCCCGGGGAGCUGCCCAGCACCCCCAGCAGCUCGGAGGAGCACUCCCCACACAGCGGGAACCUCUUCACCCCGGGGCCACCCCUGCCACCCGCAAGGCAGCCCGUUCCCGACAGGGACACCAUGCACAGCGCCGAUGUGCGCGCCAGACCGGAGAGCGGCAGCCGCUCCAUCAAGAAGGAGGAUGACGCUUCCCAGUCGUCCAUGUGUGUGGUGGACACCACCACCCGGGGGUGCUCGGAGGAGGCCGCCGCCUGGAAGGGGCGACUCGGUCCCUCCUUGACCCAGGGCCUCCUGGCGGUGAGCUUGGCUGCCAAUGCUGUAUUCACCUCCGCCUACCUGUACCAGAGCCUGCGCUGAGCGCCUGGGUGCCAAGGGCAGUGCCCAGGGAGGGCCCGCCCAUCACCACUGCCACGGGACCCUCCGUCUCCAGGGCCCCUGACCUCAGGGGACCCUGAGGGACCUCAAACUCCUGUCCUCAGGACCCUGCUCUUCACCCACUGCCACCUUGGCUGACAUCCGUCGCAUUUGGUGCUGACCCUCCACCCCAAGGCCAGGAAUCCCUGCCCAGUGGGGACGUCCCUGCUGCCGUAAGGCCACUCUUCGGACUGUACUCCCCUGGCACCACACCACCUCCGAGCCCCAUCAGGAUGAAGAGGGCCUGGGAUGGGGAGGCCCCGCCCCUGCAGAGCAGUCCCCUGGGUGACCCCUUCAGGUGGAGUCACUGCCCCUUCCUGUGGCUUCAGGACCCGUGGGACAUCUGCCCCCUGUCCCCUCCUGCCAUGUGCACCCCUCCUCCGUGACUGCUGGCCCCCUGGCCCCCCGCUCAUGCUACCACAGGGACCCGGCCUGGCCCCUGGCUCCAUGCGAGCUACAGUCUUGGAUGACACUGGACCCCUCCCAGCCCUCAGACCCCACCGUCUCCCCCUUGCCCUGCUGUGCCCACCUGACUCCCCCAGGCCACCUCCGCCAACUGCCUUCUACCCCACCCCACUGGUCCCUCCAUGCUGGACAUUCGUCCCCACCCCCACUCUGGGGGACGAGAGACCUCAGCCUGGGCCUGGCCCUGGCCUGGUGCUGGGGGGAUUGGACUCUCGUGCCUGCCUCUGCCCCAGGCGAUUGUGCCUGGUGAACUCUGGGACUAAUGGGAGGGUGGGCGUGGGGCCAGAGAAGGGGUCUUCACUGUCAUUCAGGGAUAAAGUUUAGUUUAUUUUUCUACACUUCUGCCGGGUGAGGCGCUGCCUGAUCCAGGACGCCUCCUCCAGUGUGGGUGCUGUCACACUUCCUGUCCCUCGGGGCACGGGGCGGUGCUGGACCCCAAGUCCCCUGCCAGGGUGAGUUCCAACGUGGAGGUGGCACCUCACUCCCCUUUGUACAGUGGGUGUGUCCGUGUUUCUAUUUUUGUUUUUCAUCUAAGGAAACCAAACUCCAUCCCUGUCCUUGGCCUGUGGCCCUCAGGAGGCUCCCGCUGCACUGGCGCCCAGCUCCCCAAGGGCCCGGGAGGGACUUUGACUCAUGCUUUGUUCCCAACAGAAAACACAACCUUAUUUUUCUUUAUAAAAGUAAAAAAAAUGAAACCAAAAACACGCCAACCUCGGAACUGUA